Symbiodinium natans is the source of this 837-nucleotide messenger RNA. Lineage: Eukaryota; Dinophyceae; Suessiales; Symbiodiniaceae. The record is from the annotation of a GenBank genome assembly.
AUGGAAGAGAAAGCUGUGCAGAUUAAGUCUCCGAGCAACUACCUCAAGGCCGCCGCGGCACGUGAAGGCUCAGCAGCUGUGGUCAGUGUCCAAACGGAUGAAUCAAAGAUCCACCGAAGAGCGACCUGGCUGAGCAGCAAUGUGUUCCAGGACCGGCCGAUAAGUGAAGAGGCCGUCGCCGCCCUGAUGGGGCUUGGCACCAGACGGGCCCUCGAGUUGUUCAAAGACAUAGAGGAAAAGCAGGAUCAGAUAAAAAAUCCCAGCGGAUACCUGAUCUCUGCGGCUUCGCGCGAGACGGCCGGGGCUCAUCCGGGGCCGGCGAUGAUGGCGCUUCCAGCGAUCACCAUGCCAGUGAUGAGGUCAACACCGGCACCUGUCGCAGCAAUGGCGAUGUCAUCAAGUGCUGAUGAAGCAAAGAUUUGGCGGAGAGCCUCGUGGCUCAACGCGAAUGUAUUUCCGGAUCGUCCUAUCGAUGACGAGGCAAUCGCAGCGAUGAGUGGCCUGGGCGCAGCAAGGGCAAUGGAGCUCUUCAAGGAUGUUGAAGAGAAGCAGGGGCAAGUCCGCAGUCCGAGCGGAUAUCUCAAGACGGCAGCGUCUCGGGAGAGCUCCGUCAACGUGAGUUCUUUCUCUCCCAGAGUUCACGUCAUGCAGCCCAUGCAAGUCACCGACGCGACCAAAGUUCAGCGGAGGGCAAGCUGGUUAAAUGCAAACGUCUUUCCUGAUCGCCCAAUUGAUCAUCAGGCAAUCGAGGCCAUGAUGAACUUGGGCACUGCUCGUGCCAUGGAGCUUUUCAAGGAUUCGGACAGUGAUGCGAUCCUUGUGCCUCCCUUGUGCUAA